Podarcis lilfordi (Lilford's wall lizard) is the source of this 927-nucleotide messenger RNA. Lineage: Eukaryota; Metazoa; Chordata; Lepidosauria; Squamata; Lacertidae. The record is from the annotation of a GenBank genome assembly.
AUGGCUGUUUUUCUGCUGGGAGCAGCACUGCUUUUUGUUCAACCUCAGGCAGUUCCUUCCAGGUCUGCUGCCAGUUUUAAAGGUGAGGCUGCUACUCAGAAAGAGCCCUUUAGGAAAGGUGACCUCAAAGAGAGCAUCCACCUCAAUGGGACACUCCAGCGGCUUCCACAAACUAUCAUCAUUGGUGUACGGAAAGGUGGAACGAGAGCUUUACUAGAGAUGUUAAGCCUCCAUCCGGAUAUGGCAGCAGCAGAAAGCGAAGUCCACUUCUUUGACUGGGAAGAGCAUUAUUCAAAUGGAUUGCAGUGGUAUGUGAGCCAAAUGCCAUUCUCGUACCCAUACCAGAUAACAGUGGAGAAAACUCCAGCAUAUUUCACUUCACCAAAAGUGCCUGAAAGAGUUUAUAGAAUGAACAAACUUAUCCGAUUGCUCCUUAUCUUACGAGACCCAACAGAGAGAGUGCUGUCGGACUAUACGCAAGUGUUUUUUAAUCACAUGCAAAAACAUAAGCUAUAUCCCUCCAUUGAAGAAUUCCUGGUUAAGGAUGGUGAACUCAACGUCAACUACAAAGCGAUAAACAGGAGCUUGUAUUAUUUUCACAUGCAAAACUGGCUGAAAUAUUUUCCUCUGGAUCACAUUCACAUUGUUGAUGGGGAUAAGUUAAUCAAAGAUCCUUUCCCAGAGAUAGUCAAAGUAGAAAGGUUUCUAAAUCUCUCACCUCAGAUAAAUGCUUCAAACUUUUACUUCAAUAAAACAAAAGGCUUUUACUGCUUAAGGGACAGUGGCAGGGAUAGGUGUUUACAUGAGUCGAAAGGAAGAGCACACCCCAAAGUAGAUCCAAUUUUACUUGAAAAGCUACACGGAUAUUUUCGUGAACCUAAUCAGAAAUUCUUUCAGCUUGUUGGCAGAACAUUUGACUGGCACUGA